AUCAGGACGCGCGGACCGCAUUCCUCCUCAUUCAUGCCGUGCUGAGAAUCUUCACUCUCGGAAAGUGCAAGCGGAGCUUUACACACUGCUGCCGAGAAAAUGUACUCAAGUUUGAGAUUUUACGCAUGGCGAGGAUAAUAAACCAAGGCAUAAAGAGCACAAGGCUAGCGGCCAUGGCGCUUCAGAUGAUGGUGUAGACGACAGCUCCGUGCCGAGAGAGAGAGCAGAGAGGACACUGGGUCAAUAAGACGCUCUCCUCACCGUAGACUGACAGACGCUGUCCAGGUUUUUUCCAGGCCCAGGAUCACAAAGGUGAACGGAUCACCUGGCCUACCGCUUCCUCUCAGAAAGAUAUUCAAAAUGCUGCCGUAUGGGAGGAGGCCCCUUCCCGCCUCUCUUCGCGAGGCAUUCCUCCUCCUUUUCUUCCUCUCGUUCCUCCCUCAACAUGGGGGGCUCGAGGUUAACCUCUCUUCCUUCCGGAUCUUUACCCCACCAGAGGGAGGGCUUACGCAUUUGGUUGUCCAUAACAAAACGGGUGAAGUCUACGUCGGUGCUGUCAAUUGGAUCUACAAGCUCUCCAGCAACCUGACCAAGCUCCGAAGCCAUGUUACCGGUCCUGUGGUGGAUAAUGAGAAAUGUUACCCACCACCUGGUGUUCAGUCUUGCCCUCACGAGCUAUCACAGACUAGCAAUGUCAACAAGCUGUUGCUUCUGGAUUCAGGACAGAACAGGCUCAUUGCGUGUGGAAGCACCUCACAGGGUAUAUGCCAGUUCCUCCGACUGGAUGACCUCUUCAAACUUGGUGAGCCACAUCACCGCAAGGAGCACUACCUUUCAAGUGUGUCUGAGGCGGGCACUAUGUCAGGAGUGGUUAUUAGUGGAACCCAAGGUGAAGACACUGGCAAAUUGUUCGUAGGUACACCCAUCGAAGGAAAAUCUGAGUACUUCCCAACUCUCUCCAGUCGUAAGCUGAUGGCUAAUGAGGAGAAUGCUGAAAUGUUCAGCUUUGUCUACCAGGAUGAGUUUGUCUCCUCGCAGCUCAAGAUUCCAUCCGACACCCUUUCCAAGUUCCCUAGUUUUGACAUCUACUACGUCUAUGGCUUUAGCAGCGAACAGUUCAUCUACUACCUAACUCUCCAGCUGGACACCCAACUCACCUCGCCGGAUGCCAGUGGUGAACAGUUCUUCACCUCCAAGAUUGUCCGCCUCUGUGUGGAUGACCCCAAGUUCUACUCCUACGUAGAGUUUCCUAUUGGCUGUACCAAGGAUGGCGUGGAAUACCGAUUGGUUCAAGACGCCUACCUCAGUCGGCCCGGUGCCAAGCUGGCACGAUCAUUGGGUAUCUCUGAACAGGAAGAGGUGCUGUUUACCGUAUUUGCUCAGGGCCAAAAGAACCGGGCCAAGCCACCGAAAGAAUCAGCCCUGUGCCUGUUCACAUUGCGGAAAAUCAAGGAAAAGAUUAAGGACAGGAUCCAAUCCUGCUACAGGGGUGAAGGAAAACUAUCCCUGCCUUGGCUCCUCAACAAGGAACUGAACUGCAUCAACUCACCUCUCCAGAUAGAUGACAACUUUUGUGGCCAGGACUUCAACCAGCCUCUAGGGGGCACCACUACGAUUGAAGGGAUUCCUUUAUUCCUGGACAAAGACGACGGGAUGACGUCAGUGGCGGCGUAUGAUUAUCGUGGCCACACCGUAGCCUUUACCGGCACACGUAGUGGCAGGAUGAAACAGAUCUUGGUGAACUCCAUUACCCAGCCUGCACUGCUGUAUGAGAACGUGGUGGUGAGCGAAGGGAACCCAAUUUUGAGAGACAUGCUGUUCAGCCCUGACCAUCAAUACAUCUACACGCUCACAGAUAAAGAGGUGAGCCGGGUGCCGGUGGAGAGCUGUGAGCAGUACAGCAGCUGUAGCGAGUGUCUGGCUUCUGGUGAUCCCCACUGCGGCUGGUGUGUCCUGCACAGUGUAUGUUCACGUAAGGACCGCUGUGAGCGAGCUGAUGAGCCGCAGCGCUUCGCCUCCAGACUGGAGCAGUGCGUCCGACUCAUGGUGCAGCCCAACAAUAUUUCAGUCACCAUGUCUGAAGUUCAGCUGGUUCUUCUGGCUCAGAAUGUUCCCAGUCUGGCUCCGGGUGUUAACUGCUCAUUUGAGGACUACACUGAGAUGGAGGGACACAUCAUGGGGGGACGUAUAUACUGCCUGUCCCCCUCUGCACGGGAGAUCGCUCCCAUCACGCGCAACCAGGGUGACAAGCGAGUGGUGAAGCUCUAUCUGAAAUCCAAGGAGACGGGGAAGAAGUUUGCCAGCGUGGAUUUUGUCUUCUACAACUGCAGUGUCCAUCAGUCGUGUCUCUCCUGUGUGAAUGGCUCCUUUCCAUGCCACUGGUGCAAAUAUCGACACAUGUGUACCCACAAUGCCAAUGACUGCUCUUUCCAGGAGGGCCGCGUCAACAUGUCUGAGGAGUGUCCUCAGAUCCUGCCGUCCACUCAGAUCUACAUCCCUGUUGGUGUCAUGAAGCCCAUCACCUUGUUGGCCCGGAAUCUUCCGCAGCCUCAGUCUGGACAGAGGAACUACGAGUGUAUCUUCUAUAUUCAGGGGAAGGAGUACAGUGUCACUGCAUUACGCUUCAACAGCACUAGCAUACAGUGUCAGAAGACCAUGUAUGACUAUGAAGGAAAUGACAUCAGCGACUUGCCGGUGGAUCUCUCGGUUGUGUGGAAUGGAGAUUUCGUCAUUGACAACCCCUACAAUAUCCAAGCGCACCUGUACAAGUGUUACGCCAUGCGGGACAGCUGUGGGAUGUGUUUGAAAGCGGAUCCUCGGUUCGACUGCGGCUGGUGCGUGCAGGAGAAAAAGUGUUCUCUGAGACAGGAGUGUGCUCCUCCAGAGAGCAUCUGGAUGCACCCCAGCGCAGGAAACAGUCGCUGCGCGCACCCCAAAAUCAACAAGCUGUUUCCUGAGACCGGUCCACGGCAAGGCGGAACCAGUCUCACCAUCACCGGAGAGAACCUGGGUCUGCAGUUUAGAGACAUCAUGACAGGUGUUCGGCUGGGAAAAGUACCCUGUGUUCCUAUUGAAGAGGAAUAUGUUAGUGCGGAAAGGAUUGUGUGUCUGCUGAAUGAUGCCACAGGAUACCGCGUACAGGAAGCCCAGGUGGAGGUAUGCGUGAGAGACUGCCUGGCUGACUACAGAGCCCUCUCACCCAGGGCUUUCACCUUUGUGACGCCGUACUUCACACGUGUUCAGCCCGGUCAGGGACCUCUUUCAGGGGGAACCAGAAUCACUAUUGAAGGAAACCAUCUCAACGCUGGCAGCUCUGUUGCGGUCAACAUUGGGCGCCACCUUUGUCACUUUAAAAAGCGGAGCUCUAAAGAGAUCGUGUGCGUGACCCCAGCCGGCGUGAAUGUGGGAAGCACUCCAGUUAUGGUGGACAUUGACUCUGCUGAGCUGAGGAACCCUGAGGUGAAGUUUAAUUACACAGAGGACCCCACCAUCCUGAAGAUAGACCCGGACUGGAGCAUUGCUAGCGGUGGGACUCUGCUGACGAUCAGCGGCACCAACCUGGCCACCAUUAAAGAGCCCAAGAUCCGUGCCAAGUACGGCUCUGCCGAGUCCUUCCAUAACUGCACGGUUUUCAACAACUCUGUUAUGGUCUGUCUGGCCCCGUCGCUGGCUGAUUCGGAUAGAGUCUUUGCUGAGACUGGCAGCGGACCGGAUGAGAUCGGCUUCUACAUGGAUAAUGUCCACGCCCUUGUGGUCGUCAACGAGAGCUUCAGCUACUACCCGGACCCCGUCUUUGAACCCCUCAGUCCCACAGGCAUUCUGGAGCUCAAACCAACGUCGCCCCUUAUCCUGAAGGGUCGUAAUUUGAUUCCUGUCGCUCCCGGUAACUCCAGACUUAACUACACAGUGUUUAUCGGAGAGACCCCGUGCAUUCUGACGCUCUCUGAGACCCAGUUGCUGUGCGAGUGGCCCAACCUCACCGGACAGCACAAAGUGACGAUCCGGGCAGGAGGGUUUGAAUAUUCCCCCGGCACGCUGCAGAUCUACUCCGACAGCCUUCUCACCCUGCCUGCUAUCAUCGGGAUCGGAGGAGGGGGAGGCCUCCUGCUGCUGGUCAUCAUCGCGGUGCUCAUCGCCUACAAGCGCAAGUCCCGCGACGCAGACCGCACUCUCAAAAGACUCCAGCUGCAAAUGGACAACCUGGAGUCUAGAGUCGCUCUCGAGUGCAAAGAAGCUUUUGCCGAACUCCAAACUGACAUCCAUGAACUAACCCAAGAGCUGGAUGGAGCUGGUAUCCCAUUCCUGGACUACCGAACCUAUGCCAUGAGGGUCCUGUUCCCUGGCAUUGAAGACCACCCGGUGCUCAAGGAGAUGGAGGUGCAGGCUAAUGUCGAGAAGGCCUUGACUCUGUUUGGUCAACUCCUCACCAAGAAGCACUUCCUGCUGACAUUUAUCCGCACGCUGGAAGCUCAGCGCUCCUUCUCCAUGCGUGACCGUGGCAACGUGGCAUCACUCAUCAUGACGGCUCUACAGGGAGAGAUGGAGUACGCUACAGGAGUCCUCAAACAGCUGCUCUCUGACCUCAUCGACAAGAACCUGGAGAGCAAGAACCACCCUAAACUGCUGCUCAGGAGGACCGAAUCUGUUGCUGAAAAGAUGCUUACAAACUGGUUCACUUUUCUUCUGAACAAGUUCUUAAAAGUAAGUGUCACCAAACUCAUCUUGUUUUCUGUUUCAGAGUGGCGGCAGGGUCGACUGGCGAGGAUCAUUCUGCAGGAUGAGGAUGUCACUACUAAGAUUGAUAAUGACUGGAAACGCCUGAACACACUAGCACACUAUCAGAGCAUGUUGAGGACGGCCAGCAGCCCAGACAGUCUGCGGUCCCGGACGCCCAUGAUCACACCCGAUCUAGAGAGCGGUACCAAACUCUGGCACCUCGUCAAAAACCACGACCAUGCAGACCAGCGCGAGGGCGAUCGCGGGAGCAAGAUGGUGUCCGAGAUCUACCUGACACGACUGCUGGCCACCAAGGGUACUUUACAGAAAUUCGUUGAUGAUUUGUUUGAGACGAUAUUCAGCACGGCUCACCGUGGCAGUGCCCUCCCUCUCGCCAUUAAAUACAUGUUUGACUUCCUGGACGAGCAGGCGGACAAACAUCAAAUCACAGAUUCAGAUGUUCGACACACCUGGAAGAGCAACUGUUUGCCAUUGAGGUUCUGGGUGAACGUGAUCAAGAACCCUCAGUUUGUGUUCGACAUCCACAAGAACAGCAUCACAGAUGCGUGUCUCUCCGUAGUGGCCCAAACUUUCAUGGACUCCUGCUCCACAUCUGAACACAAGCUCGGCAAAGAUUCCCCUUCCAAUAAGCUGCUCUACGCUAAAGAUAUUCCCAACUACAAGAACUGGGUAGAAAGGUAUUACUCAGACAUCGCACGCAUGCCCGCCAUCAGUGAUCAGGACAUGAGUGCUUAUCUCGCGGAGCAGUCCAGACUCCACCUGAGCCAGUUUAACAGCAUGAGCGCCCUCCACGAGAUCUACUCCUACAUCGCCAAGUACAAAGAUGAGAUCCUGUCCGCACUACAGAAGGAUGAGUUAGCUCGGCGACAGAGACUGCGCAGUAAACUGGAACAGGUUAUCGACACCAUGGCUCUGACAAGCUGAGGACCUCCUCCCCGUCUCUCCACCCACCUCAGCUGGCUCCCUCUGACCUCCUGACCCCGCCCCCGAGCCUUGCCCACAGUCACACACACACACACACACACACACACACACACACACAAAGACACGCUAAGCUAAGCUAAGCUAAUGGACUGCAAGGACAGAAGCAGUACACUGGAGACCCCACAGCCCAGGGUGGAAAUCCUCUUUCAUCACUUCCUUUGAACUCAACACGCACCAGAAUGUCUCCCCGGACGCCACGUCCAACCAAUAGGACUUAAUUUUUUGGAUUUUUAUCAUUUUGGAGUGUGUGUUGAGCCACGCUUGUGUGCUUUUACUCACCAAGGAUGUCUUGUAUUAUGAGCCAGAAGACCUUAAAGCCCAUGAAGGAUAAAACAGUACCCCCCCCCCACAAACAGAAUUUUGUUUUAGCGCUUACUUUAACAUCUUUUUUUUAACUCUUUGGGUUGAUCAAACAACUCACUCACUCCAGUCUCCUGCCACUUGUGUUACUGCUGAAUUUGCACAAUUUACAGGAACUACAACAAAUGAAAAUGUUAUAAAUAUAUAUAUAAAUGUGUAUAGAUAUAUAAAUACAACUGCAUUUUUAUACAAAAAGAGUGAAAAGAUGCGUACAAAGUUUUCCAUUUUAACAUAGAAAAGAAUACGAUGAAUUUGAUAUGUGAAACAAAGACUGAACUAUGAAAAAAAAAUAUCGAAAAAAAUGUCCUGUGCCAUGUUUUAUUUGAAUGUUGUUUAGUGCAAAAAACGAUUUUCUUUAGAUGAAUUGUGCUAUGAUUUAAAUGUUGACUACCCUAGUGAUUGAAGAACUGAGAGUGAAAAAAAUGUGCAAAAAAGAACAAACUCAGACAAAUGUGUUCCCAUGUGGUACCUAGUGUUUUUUGGGGAAAUCGUCCUCACGAAAAACAAAAGGUUCAUUGUUUAGUUGGUGGAUGAAUCUAUGUAUUUAGUUUUUGUACACUUCUUUCAACCUUUAUUGCUAUUAUGGUUUUAGUCUGAAAGCCACUUGAGGACAUAUUCUUUGCUAUUCCGUGUGAAAACUCAAUCGAUAAUUAAUAAUUGGCCGUUUUCAUUUUGUGUUCCUUUCUCAUAUUCAGACGUGAGCACUCUAAGCCUCUAUAAUUUUUGCACAAAUCAGUCUAGAAUGAAGGAAAACUUGAGAUUGAAGAACUGACGAAUGUGUUCCGUUACUGAUGAUGUCACAGUGUGGCAUUCUGAGAAGGUUCAGUGACAUCACGAGAUGGUCCUCACUGCAGAACACAAGAUCCAGGGGAAGUGGUUGAAUCCGGGAUCCAACUCCUCCCACCUUACAUACACCUAAACCUACCAGUCUCCACCCCCUAAUCCCUAAGCCCACCCAUCUCCACCCCUAAACCUACCAAUCCCC
Molecule: messenger RNA, 7066 nt
Organism: Sinocyclocheilus grahami
Lineage: Eukaryota; Metazoa; Chordata; Actinopteri; Cypriniformes; Cyprinidae
Product: plexin-A1-like
Exons: 29
Coding region: 361-5661 (1766 amino acids)
Biological process (GO): regulation of cell migration; semaphorin-plexin signaling pathway
Cellular component (GO): plasma membrane; semaphorin receptor complex
Molecular function (GO): protein binding; semaphorin receptor activity
Source: RefSeq, a predicted model, not a curated record